AUGAAUUAAAGAAAAAUUUUAAGAUAAUAUUAUUAAGUCUAGAAAUACUAAAAAUCCAUUUUCUUAAUUUCAGAUGAAUAUCUUUUAAAUACACUGAUUAUUUUAGAACACAAAAAAACGAAUGAGAAGCGUUAAGUAGGUAGCUUUUUAUGCGCAUUAUAAUGUAAAAAAGAAAAAAAUUUAUGGACAAGUACUAUAUUUAGUAAAUAAUUAAUGGAAUAAAAAUAAAUAAAUAUAUUAGAGUUUUGA
Molecule: messenger RNA, 249 nt
Organism: Tetrahymena thermophila SB210
Lineage: Eukaryota; Ciliophora; Oligohymenophorea; Hymenostomatida; Tetrahymenidae
Exons: 2
Source: RefSeq, a predicted model, not a curated record